Aspergillus ochraceoroseus IBT 24754 is the source of this 1148-nucleotide messenger RNA. RefSeq names its product type 1 glutamine amidotransferase. The transcript is spliced from 3 exons. Gene Ontology annotation, cellular component: cytosol; nucleus. NCBI's taxonomy places the organism in Eukaryota, Fungi, Ascomycota, Eurotiomycetes, Eurotiales, Aspergillaceae. The coding region runs from base 219 to 980 and encodes 253 amino acids. The record is from RefSeq and is a predicted model, not a curated record.
GAACGCCCGGUGCAGGAUGGUGGUGGUCAAUCAUCCUUGACCUCCAAUUCUCGAUCCUAUUAUAUAUCUCUUUUCUUCUUUGUGAAUUGAAAGUAAUUUCUAGACGGCCAGCACUACUUCCUCCUCUUCCUCCUCCUCCUCCCUAAAGAACCCAUUCUUCACACAGACAUCCUUUCACCCGUUUAUAACACACACUUGCACAGUUGAUUCCUCCCGAAAUGCGUCGUCCCCCGCUCCGCAUCGCCGUGCUUGAAUGCGACACCCCAGCGACGCAGAGCAACGCCAAAUACGGAGGCUACUACGGUGUAUUCUCUAAGCUUCUCCACGAGAGCGCGCAUGCUCUCGGGCAGCCCGAAGAAUUAGACCCGGAGUCCGGGCUGGAUAUCUCGCGUUACGACGUCGUCACAGCCCAGGAAUACCCGGACCUGGAAGAUGUAGAUGCCAUCCUGCUGACAGGGUCAAAACAUAAUUCGUUCGAAGACCACCCGUGGAUUCUGAAGUUGGUGGAUUUCACUAGGAAGGCCAUCGACGACCCCCGGGUUAAGAUCCUGGGUAUUUGCUUCGGGCACCAGAUUAUCGCGCGGGCUAUGGGGGUUCGGGUUGGGCGGAAUGACGCCGGCUGGGAGAUUGCUGUGUGUGAUGUGGAUUUGACAGAGCAGGGGAAGAGAUUGUUUGGGCUUGAGAAGAUGAGAAUCCAACAAAUGCAUCGGGAUAUUGUGCACGCCUAUCCCGCUCAUGUUAUUCCACUGGGUCAUUCCCCGCGCUGUGAGGUGCAGGGAAUGUAUUUGCCUGGAUGCUUCAUUACAGUCCAGGGUCACCCGGAGUUCCGGGAGGAUAUAGUCUCUGAGAUUGUCACGUUAAGAGCGGAAGGGGGUAUUUUCUCCAAGGAGCAAGCUGAGGAUGCGCUAAUUAGAGCAGGAAAGCCACACGAUGGCGUGGCUAUUGGCGUUGCCUUUUUGAAAUUCCUUCUCGAGCAAUAAGGUCGCCACGGGAAUUGUGGCUUCGGGAUAGACCGUUGUUUAGAGCGAACUUUGCAUAUUAAGAAGACACAUUCAUAAUUUAAACGGGGAUGGAUUUGUAUCCAAUCAUAUGGUCUGCGAACCUAAAAAAUACGGACCGACAGUUUCUAAAUACAUUAUAAAUAUUUC